Messenger RNA from Panicum hallii, 2581 nucleotides. Its product is annotated as probable galacturonosyltransferase 11. The record is from RefSeq and is a predicted model, not a curated record. Gene Ontology annotation, molecular function: polygalacturonate 4-alpha-galacturonosyltransferase activity. Lineage: Eukaryota; Viridiplantae; Streptophyta; Magnoliopsida; Poales; Poaceae. The transcript has 2 exons. Bases 429 to 2069 code for a protein of 546 amino acids.
CUUUCCUUUUACGUCAGCCGGCGAAGAACUACUUCCUCCCUUCUCCCUCCCUCUCUCUCAUCAUUCUCAGAUCUCUCCCUCCCCCUCCCUCCCUCCCUCUCUUCGAAUCCUGCCCGCCUCGCCGUUCUCGCAUUCCGCCGCUCGCCUUCGCGGAUCCCACCGCUCCUUCGUCGCAGGUGUUCUUGCCUCCCUGCGUCCGCGGUCCCGGAAGCGGCUGCCGGAUCAUCCGCGGCGGGAGUCGAGCCCGCCACCUCCGGUGGGUGGUGGGUUUGCCGGAUGGUUAUCGCUUCCUGAUCCAUCCAGACCCCGGAUCCGCCGCAAAGGCGGCGCCUUUUGUGGGUUCUCCGCGCCAUGCUGGAGGGUUUGGGGCGUCGGCGGUGAGGCGGGCCGGGCCUCUGGUUUAGUUCUUGCGUUGGACUAGUCCGGAGAUGCUUCGAGGAACAGGGCACGGGGGCGGCGAUGCGCGAAGGCGGGCACUGGAGCACCGCCGCUCGGCGCGGCGGCGGCUGCCGGGGUGGAUCUGGUGGCUCCUCGGGAUCUUCCUCCUCGUUGGGUUCAUGCUCUUCGUCCUGCACCACAAUCAGAAGGAGCAGUUCCGGCCGCCCGUCGUGGAUAAUGGUUCAGAAAUCGAGGAAAUCCCUCAUGAGAAGGUGAAUUUCACAGAAGAGCUUUUGAGCAGCACAUCACUUGCUCGCCAAUUAGCGGAUCAGAUGACUUUAGCAAAGGCAUAUGUCAUCCUUGCUAAAGAGCAUGGCAAUCUUCAGCUUGCAUGGGAGCUUAGUUCGCAGAUAAGGAACUGUCAAAGAUUGCUAUCUGAAGGGGCAGUUAGUGGGCGAGCAAUUACUCAAGACGAAGCCCAUCCUAUAAUAAGCCGGCUAGCACGGUUAAUAUACAAGGCACAGGAUGCUCACUAUGAUAUCAGCACAACGAUAGUGACAUUGAAGAGCCAUGCCCUUGCACUAGAGGAGCGUGCAAAGGCAGCAAUUGUUCAGAGUGCUGAGUUUGGUCAGUUAGCAGCUGAAUCCUUCCCUAAAACUCUGCACUGCUUAACUGUGAAACUGACGGAAGAGUGGCUUCGGAACCAGAAGCAUAGGAGUCGCUCAGAGGAGCAGCGGAAUUCCACAAGAUUGGUGGACAAUAAUCUGUAUCAUUUCUGUAUAUUCUCUGAUAAUGUGCUGGCCACUUCAGUUGUUGUCAAUUCUACAGUCUCCAAUGCAAAUCACCCUCAACAGCUUGUGUUCCAUGUGGUCACUGACAGGAUCCAUUUUGGCGCAAUGUCUACUUGGUUCCUCAUAAAUGACUUCAAAGGUUGCACUGUUGAAGUCCGCUGCAUAGAUGAGUUCUCGUGGUUGAAUGCUUCUUCAUCUCCUCUGGUCAGGCAGCUAUCUGAGGCGGAAACUCAGGGUUACUACUACUCAGCUGGUUCAAAAAAUCCUGAAAGAGAAAUAAAAUUCCAUAAUCCAAAGUUUGUUUCUCUGCUAAACCAUUUACGGUUCUACAUUCCUCAGAUACUCCCCAACUUGGAGAAGGUGGUGUUUCUCGAUGAUGAUGUUGUGGUGCAGAAGGACCUGACACAGCUGUUCUCGAUAGAGUUGCAUGGUAAUGUCAUUGGAGCAGUGGAAACUUGUUUAGAGUCAUUUCAUCGGUAUCACAAGUAUCUCAAUUUUUCGCACCCAACUAUCAGCUCCAAGAUUGAUCCACAUACUUGUGGAUGGGCUUUUGGAAUGAACAUCUUUGACUUGAUAGCUUGGAGAAAGGCAAACGCCACAUCACUUUACCAUUAUUGGCAAGAGCAAAAUUCUGAUCUAUUGCUCUGGAGGACCGGAACGCUCCCUGCAGGUCUUUUAACAUUUUAUGGCCUGAUGGAGCCCCUAGACCGCAGAUGGCAUGUCUUGGGUCUGGGGUAUGAUGUGGACAUAGAUGAUCGGUUGAUUGAGAGUGCUGCUGUUGUGCACUAUAAUGGAAACAUGAAACCCUGGCUGAAGUUGGCUAUUCGCCGUUACAAGUAUAUAUGGGAGCGGUAUGUGAAUAUCUCGCACCCGUAUGUUAGAGAGUGUAUGUUACAUUAGAAAGUCUGCAAAUCUCUGUAUGUUCUUGCAUGCCAUUGAAGCUGUAUGCUUCAGUUCUUCACAUGAGGCUUGCUUUUGAGCACCUUAUGUGAGGGGUGUUUCAGAGAGGUAGAAUAUAUACUCAAGGGACAAGCAUCAAAGAAGUCAACUGUUAAAGUUUUCUUUUUGGGUUGGGGGAAGAUUCAUUUUGAGAUGAAAAUAAUUCAUUUGCAGAUUUUACAUACGAUUUCGACUGGAAAUUUUAGCAGUCUAACCAGAUACAUCUGGAUAGAUAUUGUAAAAGAGAUACAGUUGUUGGAUCAAUGGGCCAAUUUUUUGAGAUGUUAGGAAAUGCCAAUUGCCAGUUCAGCUGUGCAGGAUCACUGGUGUUGCAUUCUUUUCAUAGUAUCUUAUUUUAUACCGGUGAAGAAGGUUCUUUCCUCUGUAUAAAUAGCAGUUCUAUACACCUUAGACAGUAUGAACUCAGUUGAAACUGAAGAAAGGAAUUUGAAAUCAUUUUGAUGUGCUGAACA